CUCACUUCCAUCGCGCAGCCAUGUGGCGCACGCAGCCACCGCAGCAGGCGCACGAGGUAAGCGCCACCGCACAGCCAUCCACACAAGCACGCCGCUUCCGCCCUCUCCACAGGCCUCUCUGAAGCGGCCGCGCGGCAGCAGUGUCGGCAGCGCCUCCAGCAGCGCCUCGUCGCGCCUCGAGACGCCGUCGCGCUCGCCGUCGCCCGAGCGGCCGCGCGCCUCGGUCGACACGCAGCUCGGCGCACGCAAUGCCGGAUAUGCCAUGCUGCUGCGCAUGGGCUGGGUCGCCGGGCAGGGCCUGGGCGCCGCGGGCGACGGGCGCAUUGAGCCCGUGCCGCUGAGCGAGAAGCGCGGCGCGGACCUGGCCGGCAUCGGCAAGCUGUCGCUUGAUAUUCGGAACGUCGAGGCAUCGACGAGCUCGCGCCGCGAAUUGCCCUCGGAGCGCAUGUCGCGCGAGACCGAGGCGCAGCGCUCCGCACGACUGGAUGAGGCAGCACGGCAGGCGACUCAGCGCCAUGAUGCCGAAGAGGCGCGCGCCGCGUUCCGCUGCGAGCUGUGCAACAAGGGCUACUCCAAGCCGAGUGCCUAUGAGACACACCUGACGAGCUACGACCACCACCAUCGCAAGCGAUUGAAAGAGUUGGCGGCGACGGAGAAGGCGCGAGGCGGCGGCGGCACGGAGCGGGCGGCGAACCGCAGAGCCAAGGAGGCGGCAAGGGAGGCCAAGGAGCUCGCCAGGCUCACGGGCGGCUCUGUCAAGGCGGCGCCCUCACUACUCGCUGCUGCCGGAAGCAGCACUCUGCCUGCGACGACCAGCGCAGGCAGCAGUGGCGGCUGGAAGCGCACCCUUGCGGCUGCUCCCGCUGCUCCUGUUGCUGCUCUUGUCGAACAACCGGCGCCCGCACCUGCAGCCCGCAGCGUAGGCGCCUUCCGCUCGGCAGGCUUCGGACGGCUCGACACGAGUGAAGCACCUGCCGCGACUUCGUCUGUGCCGAGCUCUGGGAGCACGUCACAAAGCGCCCCAAUCGGUUUUGCGCCGCUCAGUGGGAGCAGCGCCGCAUCCUCUUCGCGGUUCGCAGCUGUAUCUGGCACCUCAAGCAGCAGGCCAGCAGGCUUCGCGCCCGUGGCCACGACGAGCCAGCGGAGUGGCGGUUUCAAACCUCUGGGCUUCGCGCGCGUCGAGCCCCUCACUGGCAGAGCAGGCUCAGACGGCUUUCGGCCCCUUGCGACAAGGCCUGCCACCACUGAGCCGGCAGCACCCGCGCGGCCGCCGUCUGAGCCUUCACUUAGCGCACCUCCGCCGCCAGGGCCGCCGCCGCCACCACCACCGUCCGCUGAGCCCAUGUACGGUGCUCCACCGCCGCCGCCGCCGGACGACGAGCCGAUGGACGAUGGCCCACCUCCUCCGCCGCCGCCGCCGCCUGAAGAUGAUGCACCUCCUCCGCCGCCGCCGUGAGGUUGCGCUGCGUAUGCCUCGCCAGCAAGCGUCGCGCAGGGCUGCAAAUGUCGGGUCAUACCGAGAGGACAAUGCAUAAGCAGUGCACCAA
Messenger RNA from Tilletiopsis washingtonensis, 1547 nucleotides. RefSeq lists its product as hypothetical. The transcript is spliced from 4 exons. The coding region runs from base 263 to 1456 and encodes 397 amino acids. NCBI's taxonomy places the organism in Eukaryota, Fungi, Basidiomycota, Exobasidiomycetes, Entylomatales. The record is from RefSeq and is a predicted model, not a curated record. Gene Ontology annotation, molecular function: nucleic acid binding.